This is a messenger RNA of Plectropomus leopardus (leopard coralgrouper), 407 nucleotides long. The record is from RefSeq and is a predicted model, not a curated record. NCBI's taxonomy places the organism in Eukaryota, Metazoa, Chordata, Actinopteri, Perciformes, Serranidae.
UAGCAGUGGGUUCAGCUUCUUGGUGAGACUGAAGCUGCUGUCACUAUGGCGCACUUUGACACGGAGUACCAGCGCCUGGAGGCGUCCUACAGCGACUCCCCCCCUGGAGAGGAGAACCUGCUGAUGCAUGUGCCUGAAGGAGCCAAAUCCCAGUGGCACCACAUAGAAAAUCUGGACCUGUUUUUCCAGCGAGUCUAUAAUCUGCACCAGAAGAAUGGAUUCACCUGUAUGCUGCUGGGAGAGAUCUUUGAGCUGGUUCAGUUGCUGUUUGUGGUUGGCUUCACAGUGUUCCUCGCUAACUGUGUGGACUAUGACAUACUGUUUGCCAACAAGUUUGUAAAUCAUACUGAUUCAUCUAAAGUCACCUUGCCUGAUGCCUUCCUCCCAGUGGAUGUCUGCAGUGCCCG